Dermochelys coriacea (leatherback sea turtle) is the source of this 3132-nucleotide messenger RNA. It is a transcript of the gene BMP6, whose product is annotated as bone morphogenetic protein 6. Gene Ontology annotation, cellular component: extracellular region. The record is from RefSeq and is a predicted model, not a curated record. NCBI's taxonomy places the organism in Eukaryota, Metazoa, Chordata, Testudines, Dermochelyidae. The coding region runs from base 813 to 2258 and encodes 481 amino acids. Gene Ontology annotation, molecular function: growth factor activity; cytokine activity. The transcript has 7 exons. Gene Ontology annotation, biological process: SMAD protein signal transduction.
GGUGGGCGGGCGCUUCGGGGCGCCGGAGUGUGGUACCUGGCGGAGCGCGGCUCUCCUCAGUGAGUCAAGGCUGCCUGGCCCGGGAGGAGGAGCAGCGCCCGCGCGUGUGAUUUUUUUUGCCCCACCAUCACCCCUUCCAGCCGACCUCAGCAGCAGCAGCAGCAGGAGCCUCCAGCUCCCCUGCAGGGACUUGCCUCCCGGAGAAAGUUUGCUUUUAUUUUAUCCCCCCCCCCCCCGCUUUUCUUAACCCCCCCUCCCCACCCCUCCCAGGGCAGCGGGCUCCGGCCCCUGCCAACGCCGCAGCUGGCCCGCGCCGGGGGCUUCGGGGCGGGCUGGCGAGCCGCGCGCGUCCCACCACGGGGCUGGGCAGCGGGGGCCGCCCUGCGCGCCGCCAGCGGCUCCCGGCCCUGAGUCCCCGCGGGCUGUGUGAGCGGGGCAGCGGCGGGGCGCGUUUGCUGCCUGUGGGGGCGGGAAGCCGCCCCCCCCCCCCACCCCGGGCGCACACCGGUUGCACCUGAGCUGCCCUGUCCUCCCGCCCCCUCGCCUCUCCCCCUCCCCGCUUUACCACCGCAGCCCUUCCUCGGGGUCUGCCUGCGCGGCCGGGGGAGGGGGCAGAGAGUGACCAUGCGAGAGCGAGGGAAGGUUUAACCCCCUCGCCUCCCCCCCCCUCCCCCACUCAUGAAUUAACUCCCGAGGGGGGGAGCAGCAGAGCCCGGGGACAGAAGGAGCCGGGCAUCCCUCGUCUGCCUCAGAGGCGAGCCCGCCGCAGCCGCAGCCGCAGCCGCAGCCGCAGCAGCACCCGGCUGGGAGCGAUGCCUCUGGGGCUCGCCUGGCUUUGGUGGGGGGGGCUGCUGUGCAGCUGCCGCUGCUCCCCGCCGCCGCCCGUGCUGCCCCUGCUGCCCGCCGGGGGGGCGCUGCUGGCGGACAGCAGCCGGGAGCAGCCUCCAGCCGCCUCCUCGCCGGGAUUCCUCUACCGGCGCCUCAAGUCGCACGAGAAGCGGGAGAUGCAGAAGGAGAUCCUGUCCGUGCUGGGGCUGCCGCACCGGCCCCGGCCGCUGCACGGGCUGCAGCCGCGGCCGGCUCCUCCCCAGCAGCAGCAGCAGCAGCAGCAGCUGCUGCCCCCGCCGGGCAGGCUCAACUCGGCUCCUCUCUUCAUGCUGGAUCUGUACAAUGCCCUGUCCAGCGAGGAGGAGCCGGGGCCGGGGCCGGGGCCGGGGCCGGGGGCAGAGCGCCGCCGCCUGCCGCCCCCCACCGCUCACACCCUGCAGCGCAAGACCCUCAUCCCCCAGCCGGGACCCAGCGGCGGCUCCCCCUCGGCCAGCUCGCAGGACAGCGCCUUCCUCAACGAUGCGGACAUGGUCAUGAGCUUUGUGAACCUGGUUGAAUAUGACAAGGAGUUCACGCCUCACCAGCGACACCACAAAGAGUUCAAGUUUAACUUGUCGCAGAUCCCAGAGGGGGAGGCGGUUACUGCUGCGGAAUUCCGAAUCUACAAGGACUGUGUCAUGGGAAGUUUUAAAAAUCAAACCUUUCUUAUCAGCAUCUAUCAAGUCCUGCAAGAACAUCAGAACAGAGAUUCUGAUCUGUUUUUGCUGGAUACCAGAGCAGUGUGGGCCUCAGAAGAAGGCUGGCUGGAGUUUGAUAUCACUGCCACCAGUAACAUGUGGGUGAUGAACCCUCAGCAUAACAUGGGACUCCAGCUGAGUGUGGUGACCAGGGAUGGUCUCAAUGUAAACCCUAGAGCAGCAGGCCUGAUAGGUCGAAAUGGCCCUUCUGACAAGCAGCCUUUCAUGGUGGCCUUUUUCAAAGUGAGUGAGGUUCAUGUUCGGACCACUAGGUCAGCCACAAGCAGGCGCAGGCAGCAGAAUCGAAACCGCUCCACUCAGUCUCAAGAUGUUUCCAGGGUGUCUAGUAUUACAGAUUACAACAGCAGUGACCUAAAAACAGCUUGCCGAAAGCAUGAACUUUUCGUUAGCUUCCAAGAUUUGGGAUGGCAGGAUUGGAUAAUUGCACCAAAAGGCUAUGCAGCAAACUACUGUGAUGGAGAAUGCUCUUUCCCACUCAAUGCACACAUGAAUGCCACCAAUCAUGCCAUUGUACAAACUUUGGUUCAUCUUAUGAAUCCUGAAUACGUUCCCAAACCCUGUUGUGCACCUACCAAACUAAAUGCCAUAUCAGUUCUUUACUUUGAUGAUAACUCCAACGUCAUUUUGAAAAAAUAUAGGAAUAUGGUAGUAAGAGCGUGUGGGUGUCACUGACACACAAACAUUCUUCACCCAGACCUACUGUGCAAUUCUACCAUGAACUUCUAGAUUAUACCUACCUGACCUUGGAGAAAGUCAACAAAUGCUCUUGAGACGAAGCAGACUUCCAAAACACAAUGUGUGCGCCUUAUGAGAGGAAGCAACAGGAUACUUCUUCAUUGACAUGCACUCACUUUGUAAUGGGAACAGGUGCUGGAUUUUUUUUUUUUAAAAAAAAGAUGUACAGCAUGGCAGUCUUUCUGAUCUGCAAAAACAAACUGCAAGGCUUGCAAAAAAGAAAUCUGUCCUGACAAAUUUUGUUAGCGUCAGUCAUUCUCUGUAUGGUAUUGAAGUCCCCUGAGAGUAGCAGAAACUUAAAACAGGAGCUUGACCUUGUCAGUUGGUCAGUCUGCACUUCAGUUUUACCAAACCAGUAUUUGCUACAUGUAAGCCUUAAAAAAGUGUCUCCUGUAGACAAAAAGCAAAGCUGUAGUAGUAAAAUAUGGAAAUUGAGGGUUUUAAUACCUUACUAUCAUGCAUUUUAUGUUGGACAACCCCAAGGUUAGGAAGUGCCUUCUAUUUAAAGAAUAUAGUUGCUACGUCAAUAUGAGUGGUUUCUUCCAGAGGCCAACUUGAUAAAGAGCAUCUUCAGUUGUGCCAAAGCAAGCCUUUGAGCCUCUGCAUUCUCCAAACACAUAUGCUGAACCAUAGACUUGACUAGAUAUUUAACUGCACCAUGUAUUAGUUCCAUAAGGACAAAGCCACUCCCUACCUGGUUUUUUUAGGUGAAUGUUCCAACUAGGCAGUGAAUUUCUAAAUUUGUUCUUGUGCAGCUUCCCACCUUUUUUAGAUUCUAUAACUUCCGCAAGAUGCAUUAACUAAGCCUGUU